Molecule: messenger RNA, 1080 nt
Organism: Echinostoma caproni
Lineage: Eukaryota; Metazoa; Platyhelminthes; Trematoda; Plagiorchiida; Echinostomatidae
Source: the annotation of a GenBank genome assembly
AUCUGGCUGGUUGGUGAAAAAGCCAAAGACGUGGUAUUUCAUUUCUGUGAUGUUUGCGAUCUGCCUGUGGUGAUUUACGGGCGCUUGCUUCCAUGUAAACAUGUGCUCUGCUUCAACUGUGCUGCCAAACUUCCGAACAAAUGUAAUCGGUGUAACAAAACAGUGCACACUAUCGAACGUUGUCUUGUCGGUGGCAUUUUUAUGUGUUUCGAGAGUGACGGAUGCCGUCGUACUUACCUGAGUCAACGUGACCUACAGGCGCACAUUGAUCACAGACACAAAGGAAGCGCCACGGCACAGGCAGCCAAAGCAAAGAGUGAAAUUCAACCGACCGGUUCGGCAAUUCCUUCGGUUGUUUUGUCCAAAGUUAAACUGGACGAUUCCGCUCGUAAUGUACCUCAAUUGAAGAAUCCUCAUAUGGCACCCCUCAAGAAGUUGCUUCCUACACCACUGUCUAUGUCACAACAGUUGAAAAACUCUUCGUCGAGCAAUUCUUCCGGUAUCACAAGCUCUCACUCAGGGACACCAUGUUUUCCUGGUACAGGUAAACCAAUGGGCCUAUUACCACUGCCCACACAGACAGCACCUCAGGCGACUUCGCUUGCGGGUAGUCGAUUGCCUCUGGGGGUAAAUCCUACCUUGCGCUUGCCCGGUUUAGGUCCGUUUUCCACAUUGUCACAAUUUUCCACUCCUCCUCCACCGUUGGGUGGCACACGAAACGUUCCGCCACCGGCGCACCACCACCAUCAACAACAACAACAGCAGCAACAACAGAACCAGGCCUUUGGAAACGCUUCGGCUCUAGCUGCCUUGGCAGCGGCACUCACGGCUCAGUCGAAAGCUUCUGGUUUAAUAUCUCGCCCAGAGAAUGUGUCUACAUCUAGUGGUCCACUUCAGACUGCAGGCAUCAAUCUGUCUCUGAUUUCCAACGUACUACGGAACGCCAGUGCCGCAUGGAAUCAGGCCAACGCUCAGCUACCAAAUCUGUCUAAUAUCGCUCAACAGGCCGGGUUGCAUACACCAAAUCAACUGCUUAAUAAUCGUCCAGGAGGACUAAACAUGAGACGUUUUCCUCCCUGA